Messenger RNA from Onychostoma macrolepis, 807 nucleotides. Its product is annotated as granzyme B(G,H)-like. The record is from RefSeq and is a predicted model, not a curated record. Bases 43 to 807 code for a protein of 254 amino acids. Gene Ontology annotation, biological process: proteolysis. Lineage: Eukaryota; Metazoa; Chordata; Actinopteri; Cypriniformes; Cyprinidae. The transcript is spliced from 5 exons. Gene Ontology annotation, molecular function: serine-type endopeptidase activity.
UAUAUAUAGUGUUUUGUCAGUGAGAGCUCACUGAUUGUCUUCAUGAUGACCAUCAUCUCUCUGCUCCUGCUGACCUCUCUGCUGCCACACCUGACCUUCACUGCUCGUGUGAAUGUGGGUAUAGUGAACGGCCAGGAAGCAACACCCCACUCCAGACCUUACAUGGUUUCUCUUCAGGAGGACAAGGAACAUGUCUGCGGUGGAUUUCUCAUCUCUGAUGAGUUUGUCUUGACUGCUGCACAUUGCCGAGACAAAAAAAAGAAACUGACAGUUGUGGUUGGUGCACAUAACCUGAAAAAUGAGAAUGAGGGGUCUGUCCGCAUUGGAGUGAAGUCCUACCACCAGCAUCCAGACUAUUGCUGUGAUUCGCACCUGAAUGACAUUAUGCUUUUGAGGCUAGAGAAAAAAGUCAAACAAAGUAAAACUGUUAACAUGAUCUCAUUAAUAAAAAAUAAAAAAGACACUGAAUCAGGCACUGUCUGUAGUGUUGCUGGCUGGGGAAGCCUGCGGACUAAUGGCUCUGCGAGCGAUUGCCUAAUGGAGGCAAAAGUGAAGAUAAAGAAUAACACAGAAUGUGAAAGAAGAUGGGAAGGGAUCUACUCAGUCUCAAAGAUGAUGUGUGCAUAUAGCCAUGGUGGAUCCUGCAACGGAGAUUCUGGGGGUCCUUUGGUUUGUGGAGACACUGCAGUGGGUGUCACAUCUUUUGGAUAUGAAUUACGCUGUAAUGCACUUAAGAAACCUAAUGUGUAUACUAAGAUUUCAGCAUAUGUUCCAUGGAUCUACAAAAUCAUUAGAAAUGUUAAGUAA